This is a messenger RNA of Carica papaya (papaya), 1810 nucleotides long. It is a transcript of the gene TROL, whose product is annotated as thylakoid rhodanese-like protein. Lineage: Eukaryota; Viridiplantae; Streptophyta; Magnoliopsida; Brassicales; Caricaceae. The record is from RefSeq and is a predicted model, not a curated record.
GCACCCACCAAAGCUAGCUCGGCCUUUGCUUUGGCAUCAUCCUUCUACUCGUUCACCAUACAAUCAAAUUCUAUAGAAGAAAUAUAAUAUGCAACAAAGCCUUUCCUUUCCCAUGGUGAUUACUGACUGAUUCCAAGCUUGCUCGUAUAUUGAUUGAGAGCCAAAGGACACUUUGCAGCCUAAAAUUAUGCCAUGGAGGCCCUCAAUGCAGCAGCAAGCUUGACCCCUUUAUCAGUUCUUUCUGAAACAAGAAACGAACCUAGAAAGACUACUUUACUUCCCAUUUCUUCCCCACUUAAAUUCUCAAAACCAGCUCUCCGAGAAUGCAUAUCAAGAAGUGUUAAUGGUAGUCUGGUGCUGCUAUCUUCAGUUCUCUGUACAGGGCUUGCACAUGCUUUAACAUAUGAGGAAGCACUGCAGCAGUCUGCCGGGUCUACCGCACUUGAUUUUGAUGUAGGCGGGGUGGUUGAUAGUGUAGUCAGUUUUGGGACUGGGAAUCCUUUGAUAAUAGCAGGUGGUGCCACCAUUUUGGCAGUGCCUUUGGUUUUGUCUCAGGUGCUGAAGAAGCCUAAACCAUGGGGGGUAGAGUCUGCAAAGAGUUAUGCAAAAUUAGGAGAUGAUUCAAGCGCUCAGUUGCUUGAUAUAAGAGCCCCAGUUGAGGCUAGGCAAGUGGGUAGUCCAGAUGUUAGGGGUUUGAGAAAGAAGGCAAUUUCCAUUGUUUAUAAAGGUGAAGACAAGCCUGGGUUUUUGAAGAAACUGUCUUUGAAGUUCAAAGAACCAGAGAACACCACAUUGUUCGUUCUUGACAAAUAUGAUGGAAACUCUGAACUGGUUGCGGAGUUGGUCACCAUAAAUGGAUUUAAAGCAGCUUAUGCAAUAAAAGAUGGUGCAGAAGGACCUCGGGGAUGGAUGAAUAGUGGUCUCCCAUGGAUACCUCCAAAGAAAGGACCAAGUCUUGAUCUGAGCAGCUUAACAGAAGCAUUUGCAGAGACUUUUGAUGGCGUAUCUGUUACCGUUGGACUUGCUGCAGCUACUGGAUUAGGUUUCCUUGCAUAUACCGAGAUAGAAACAGUACUCCAACUAUUAGGUUCAGCUGCUAUAAUUCAGUUUGUGAGCAAGAAACUCCUUUUUGCAGAGGACCGCAAACAAAUGCUGCAACAAUUUGAUGAAUUCUUGAACACCAAGAUUGCCCCAAAAGAGCUUGUUGAUGAAAUAAAGGAUAUUGGAAAGGCUUUUCUACCUUCAACCACUGGCAAGGCUCUUCCUGCACCUGCAGAGGCGAGCUCAGAAUCUACUACCACCAGCUCUGAGGCUACUGCACAAAAAAUUGAAGCUGCUCCGAAGUUGACGGCAGAGAUAAAAUCAGAAUCCUCACUAGAAUCUCUUCCCCAAGUAAAUUCAGCGACCAAUACGGAAGCUAAAGCAGCAUCACCUCCUAGAUCAUCAAGACCGCUUUCACCAUAUCCAUAUUAUCCAGACUUCAAACCUCCAUCUUCCCCUACUCCAGCCCAGCCAUAGAGUUCUAAAGGAAAACUAAUCAAUCAGGAAAUCCUAAAUAUUUCUCCCGAGUUCUGCUGAUCGUGAAAUGAAUCUGUCAAAGUUGAACAGGAGCUUUGGAUUGAAAAAGCUAAGAGUCUUACAAUAACAGAUGAUUUAGUCUGCAAAACCAUCUUCUUGAUGCUUUUUAUGUUGUAGUAGUUGUAUUUUGUAGUGCUAAAAGUGGUUUUCUUCGGUAUCUGUAAGACAUGAUUGUGUACUGGAUUUGGAUAGAGCAGAUGUUCAUAAAUUUUAAGAUGUUUUUCUUUUUCAA